GUCUAUAUAUAUUUGCAGCAGAUACCCUCACGCUUCACACUUCUCUGAUAUUUCUGCAAGACAGAUAAACAGAAAGAAAGAAAUGGCAAUAAUUGCUGUUUCAGCGCCAAGAGGGGCUCGAUUCUCUUGCUUUAAUACUAACCCCCUUCCUCAGUUGCCAAUCCCAAGCAGGAGAUCAAGCAAGCUCAAUUUUCGCUCAAAGGGUCUUAACCCUUUUGCCCGAUAUGCUCAGACACAGCAGGAUCUUUUCUCUUCUCGUCUCCUAGAUAGUAUUGAAAACUUGCCCAAACUGGUGGAGGACAUUGUUCAGACAUCUAUCAACACCGGUCCACGGGGAGCCCUAAGGCUAGCUCAGGGCGUUCAAGCAUUUCUUGGAGGUGGUGGCGAAUGGCUGGCAGAUGUAUCAAAGCCACUUUUUGCAACAAACAAGGAUGUGGAUGUCAUGGCCUUUGCCAAAGACCUGGACAAGAUAUUUUCAUCAAUACAGGAUUUGGAUACUGAAUUAAUUGUUGCAACUGCCAGGAAUACAACUACAAAUGCAACCGCUGUAUCUGCCAAUGCAGUUGUUGAUGAGAGGCAAUUGAAUGCACUUUUUCUUGAUGAGAAAGUUUCCGAAGUAUUUGGUAAGGGUAAUUACAAAUACCUUGAAUUGGAUGGGGAAGCUCAAUCUUGGAACAACCAGAGAGUGGUGGUAGCCCGAGGAAAAGCGAAUUCGGAAAGGAAUGGUGUGGAUUUUGACAGUGAUGAAGAGAGUGGGAAUGGAGGAGGAGGAGGAGAUCAGGAACCAUUUGAUUGGGAAAAGGAGAUGAGGAAGAGAGUGAAGGAGAUUGAAGAGAGGAGAGAGUUGGUGAAGAAAGCUGAGGAGUUGCAGAACAGAAUAUUUGAUGAUAAUAGCCAAGAAGAAAAAGAAGAGAGCGAGGAAGAGAAGAAGGAGAGAGUGAGAAAAGAGCUCGAAAAGGUGGCCAUGGAACAGGCAGAGAGAAGAAAGACAGCUGAAUUGAUGUUCGAAUUAGGGCAAAAAGCUUAUGGAAAAGGCAUGUACGGAAGGGCUAUUGAGUUUCUUGAAGCCUCACUUACAAUCAUUCCAAGGUCGACACUAUUUGGUGGUGAGAUACAAAUAUGGCUGGCUAUGGCUUAUGAGGCUAAUAAUCGACAUGCUGACUGCAUUGCUCUUUACAAGCAAUUGGAAAUGAAGCACCCUAGUAUUAGCAUUCGACGUCAAGCUGCAAAUCUUCGAUAUAUAUUGCAAGCACCUAAGCUUAAGAUAUCCCAGGAGGAGAUGGUCACCAUUCCACUCAUUGGUUCAACAUAUGACAGGUUCUAUGCGGCAUCAUGGAGUGAUAAGUACAAGGAUAAGGAUCAAGAGAGAAGUUGGACAACGUCCAAUCAAUUGCCAUCAUCUAGAGAUUUUAUGGGGGACUUUCUGGUCUGGCGACCUCCAACUGGACUGGAGAAAAAUCGAGCUUUUUGGUUUGCUUUAGCUUUGUGGAUGGGAUUGGUUGGAGUUGCCCUUUUUCUACAAAGAUGAAUCAUACUAAACACACAAUCACCAUAUUGUAACUAUUGUACAUGAAUUGUUCGUUUGAUUAUGUAUGCAUUCCUCAAUAUACCACCAUGCCAAUGCCAUCUUGACAUUAUUGUAUGUAUGAAUCAGUAAAUUUGCUUGCUUAUUCUUAACACUAUUUUUUGAAGCA
Molecule: messenger RNA, 1694 nt
Organism: Populus euphratica (Euphrates poplar)
Lineage: Eukaryota; Viridiplantae; Streptophyta; Magnoliopsida; Malpighiales; Salicaceae
Exons: 9
Coding region: 83-1528 (481 amino acids)
Cellular component (GO): chloroplast thylakoid membrane
Molecular function (GO): protein binding
Source: RefSeq, a predicted model, not a curated record